This is a messenger RNA of Cyprinodon variegatus (sheepshead minnow), 2908 nucleotides long. Its product is annotated as chitotriosidase-1-like. The transcript is spliced from 12 exons. Gene Ontology annotation, molecular function: chitin binding; chitinase activity. The record is from RefSeq and is a predicted model, not a curated record. Gene Ontology annotation, cellular component: extracellular region. The coding region runs from base 100 to 1740 and encodes 546 amino acids. Gene Ontology annotation, biological process: chitin catabolic process; carbohydrate metabolic process. NCBI's taxonomy places the organism in Eukaryota, Metazoa, Chordata, Actinopteri, Cyprinodontiformes, Cyprinodontidae.
CUCGUCAUAUAUAUUAGAGAGAAUGGUUGGAGCAGCCAGGCAUACAGCAAACCACCUAAGAAAGGAUUUGUCUGGGGAAAAAACUUUAUCCAACAAGACAUGGCUCAUCUGACGAUCUCAGCUGGAUUCAUACUUCUGAUAUGUCUUCAAGCUGUUUCCUCCACCAAACUGGUGUGCUACUUUACCAGUUGGUCCCAGUAUAGAACAGGAGAUGGCAAUUACACAACUGGCAACAUAGAUCCAAACCUCUGCACACAUCUGAUCUAUGCCUUCUCAGUAAUCAACUCCUCUAACCAGCUGUCUACUUUCCAUUGUGAUGAAGAGAACCUCUAUAAAUCCUUUAAUGCUGUCAAGAGCAGAAACCCAGAGCUGAAGACUCUGUUAGCUGUUGGUGGGGCUAGCUUUGGAACAUCACGAUUCAGCCUUAUGGCCUCAUCUUCAGCCAGCCGUCAAGUCUUCAUCCAGUCUACCAUAGCAUUUCUGAGACAGCAUGGCUUUGAUGGACUGGAUCUGGACUGGGAGUACCCUGGAUCACGAGGAAGCCCACCUCAGGACAAGCAAAGGUUCACAUUGCUCUGCAAGGAAUUCCUGGCUGCCUUUGAAAAGGAGGCUGCUGAUACCAAUAGGCCAAGAUUGCUGCUCACAGCUGCAGUGGCGGCUGGAAAGAGUUUUAUUGACAAUGGCUAUGAGAUUGCAGAAGUUACAAAGUAUCUAGAUUUUAUUUUCGUCAUGACCUAUGAUUUCUAUGGAGCCUGGUAUUCAUUCACUGGCCACAACAGCCCUCUGUAUACCCGAGCUGGCCUGUUUGGUGACCAUGUCUUCUUAAAUACUGACUAUGCCAUGAAGUACUGGAGAGACCAAGGAGCUCCUUCAGAGAAGCUGCUGGUUGGUUUUCCCACAUAUGGGCGCACAUUUCGCUUAUCAACCGCAGCUACUGGUGUUGGAGCACCGGCCAACGGGCCUGGCUCUGCUGGGCUCUACACCAAAGAAGCGGGAAUUUUGGCUUAUCAUGAGGUUUGCACUUUCCUUAAUGGAGCCACCACACACUGGAUUGAAGAGCAGAAGGUACCCUAUGCAGUCAAAGGCAAUGAGUGGGUGGGAUUUGACAACAAACAGAGCUUUGAAAUCAAGGCACAGUAUGUAAAAGAUAACCAAUAUGGGGGGGCAUUUGUUUGGUCUCUGGAUAUGGAUGAUUUUACUGGACGUGCCUGUGGUGAGGGAAGCAAUCCCCUCAUUAGUCAUCUCCGCUCUCUUCUGGUAGCAGAUUCAACAACAACACCCCCUGCAACAACACUGGCAACAACUGUUACCACAAACCAGCCCAGCACCACUACAACAUCUGCAACAACAACUACUGCAAGAGUAACACCAGCCAUUACCACAAACCGGCCCAGCACCACUACAUCUGCUACGACAACUACUGCCAAAGUAACAACAGCAGUUACCACAAACCAGCCCAGCACCACUACAUCUGCUACCACAACUACUGCCAAAGUAACAACAGCAGUUACCACAAACCAGCCCAGCACCACUACAACAUCUGCUACAACAACUACUACCAAAGCUACCACAACUGCUUCUGGGGGUGAAUUUUCCUGUGUUGGAAUGCCUGAUGGUAAUUAUGUAAAUCCCAAUGAUAGUAGUAAUUUCUAUCAGUGUGUCAAUGGAAACACUUUUGUGCAAGGUUGUCCGGGUGGUCUGGUUUAUAAAACUAGUUGCAAUUGCUGUGAUUGGCCCUAAACAUCUCAUGCCUCAAACAAGGCACCAUGUCUGGGCUGUACAGCAUUACCAGGGGCAUUUGGUCUGAAGUGAAUAAUGUUACAAAGACAAUUGUAUAAAAAAAACAUUAUUAGAUUUGAAUAUAUUACAUAAUUAUAUAUUUUAUAAUAAUAUUUGUGAAGAUAUUUGGAAGCCAUAAUUAGGACUAUACGGGUUAAUUUGUAGAGAACAUGUAAAAAAGGAUAAUUUUUAUUUGUUUGAAACUGGUAUGAUUUAAUAUGAGGUAACUUAUAGUACUGUAUGAUUGUAAGAAAUUUAAUUUGGUUUGAUGCAUCUUACAUUGUAUGUAUUUAGUUUUUGUUUUUUGAAAUCUCCGUUCAGCAAAAUCACAUAUAUGUAAUGUUUUUGCUGCACGGCUGGGUGAUAUUCUGGGUUUACAUUUUGGUAGGCAAUGGACAUCAAUGGAUCUUGAUCCAUUUGUUUACUAAAGUCAAAGCUCAGGAAGGGCUCAUUUUUGUGGAGGAAAGGUCACUUUUCUUAUCAGGCUAAACACAAAGUUAAAUACUAGUUUUGAGCAAUGUUGUGUGGGUUGUACAUUUUUCAUAGGUUUAAAACCCACUGAAAAAAGCUGAGAAGGUUACUUUAAAGCAUGUGUACUUAAAUAAUUUUCUGAUUUUGCUGUAUUUAUAUUACAUAUAGUCUCAAUACGAUUUGGGAUCAUGGACCCCAGUUCCAGAUAAUUCGGAAGAAAAUGGAUGGAACGAUGGAUAGUCUCAAUGUAACAGUAGUGUAGAUUUUGUUUAUUUAAAAUGAAUAUCAUACUUAAUAGAAGGAAACAUUAACAUGUUUACACAAUUUUGUAAAUGUUUAACAUUAAAAGUAAAUGCAAGAUUCUGUUCAUGGUCUCAUUUUUAUUGUUCAUUUGCAAAUUCAUAUCGUUAACACCACCAGAUCCAAAUCAUAUUUACUACUCAUUAAACUCAUGUCAUGGAAUAAUGUUACUGCCAUGACCGCAAACUGUGAUAUUAAUGUAACUGCCACUGCUGCUGCUAUGAUACACUCUACCUCAAUAAGACUCCUUCAUUACAUGCAAUAAAUCAUCUGUGAAUGUAUGAAUUUACAGAGUAUCUUGUGCUAAUAUUUUUACUCUCUUAUUUCUCAUUUUAUAGGUUUAUCUUUGUUCAAUUCA